This is a messenger RNA of Betta splendens (Siamese fighting fish), 3295 nucleotides long. It is a transcript of the gene dusp4, whose product is annotated as dual specificity phosphatase 4. Gene Ontology annotation, cellular component: cytoplasm; nucleus. The coding region runs from base 267 to 1376 and encodes 369 amino acids. The record is from RefSeq and is a predicted model, not a curated record. Gene Ontology annotation, biological process: negative regulation of MAPK cascade; protein dephosphorylation; endoderm formation. The transcript has 4 exons. Gene Ontology annotation, molecular function: protein tyrosine/threonine phosphatase activity; MAP kinase tyrosine/serine/threonine phosphatase activity. NCBI's taxonomy places the organism in Eukaryota, Metazoa, Chordata, Actinopteri, Anabantiformes, Osphronemidae.
GGCUGCUGCCGCUUGACGUCACCUCCGCCGUGACGCGACGCACCCAUUCAUAAAAAAAGGAAAAAAACAGAAACAAUGCUGCCGAGAAGCGCUCAGAGUAACGCGGAGAACGGAGGAGCAGACAGCGCGUAAAGACGAGCGCCUGCAAUGGACAGCUAGAGGAGCGGCGCCGAGCGAAUCCGCGCGCCUUCUCCGGGUUUGGAGGAGACCGACAGAGGACACACCCGCCACCGAGAGCCCCACGCGCAGCCGAGACGCGACGUGCGAUGGAGGAGCUGCGCGAAAUGGACUGCUCGGUGCUCAAGCGGCUCCUGAAGGACGACGGCGCCAAGUGCCUGCUGCUGGACUGCCGCUCGUUCCUCGCCUUCAGCGCGGGCCACAUCCGCGGCGCCGUCAACGCCCGCUGCAACACCAUCGUGCGCCGCAGGGCCAAGGGCUCCGUGCUGAGGCUGGAGCAGGUCCUGGCCGGCGACGACGAGGCGCGAGGCCGCCUGCGCUCCGGCAUGUACUCCGCCGUGGUGCUGUACGACGAGCGGACGCCGGACUCGGACGCCGUGAAGGAGGACAGCACCGUGACCGUGGUGCUGAACGCGCUGUGCCGCGACUGCUCCAGCGCCAACGUGUUUCUGCUGAAAGGUGGAUACGACCGGUUCUUCAGCGAGUACCCGGAGUUCUGCCUGAAGACCAAAUCCCUGCCGUCGCUCACCAGCCAGUCCAGCAUCGAGUCGUCGUGCUCGUCGUGCGGAACGCCACACCACGACCAGGGCGGCCCCGUGGAGAUUCUCCCCUUCCUGUACCUCGGAAGUGCCCUCCACGCCUCCAAGAAGGAGGUGCUGGACGCCAUCGGGAUCUCGGCCCUGCUCAACGUGUCGUCCGACUGCCCCAACCACUUCGAGGGAGACUACCAGUACAAAUGCAUCCCGGUGGAGGACAACCACAAGGAGGACAUCAGCAGCUGGUUCCUGGAGGCCAUCGAGUUCAUAGACUCGGUUCGGGACUCCAGCGGCAGAGUGCUGGUCCACUGCCAGGCCGGCAUCUCGCGCUCGGCCACCAUCUGCCUGGCCUACCUGAUGAAGCGCAAGCGCGUGCGCCUGGACGAGGCCUUCGAGUUCGUGCGCCGCCGCCGCAGCAUCAUCUCGCCCAACUUCAGCUUCAUGGGGCAGCUGCUGCAGUUCGAGUCGCAGCUGCUCGCCACCUCCUGCGCCGCCGAGGCCGCCGCCACCGCCAGCCCGCUGCUGGGCCCCAAGACGGCGGCGGCGGCGGCGGCCUCGGCGGCGGCCACGCCCACCUCGCCGUUCAUCUUCAACUUCCCCGUGGCGGUGGUGAACCCGGCCUACCUACACCACAGCCCGCUCACCACCUCGCCGGGCUGCUGAUGCAGCGCCGGCGCCGGCGGGAAGCGCCACGGUGCCUGAGUGGGGACGGACACAAACAGAACUGGUUUCCUUCCACGGCAACGCCUGGACCGGCGUUGGCUGAAGACACACUCGCUUCCAUGGAGAGAGACAACAACAAGAAGAACACGCACAGGGCGACACACAGCACUGACACAGAGAGGCCGGACAGCAGCAACACACACACGCGCACACACACACGCACACACACACGCACGCACACACACACGCACACACACACGCACACACACACACACACACACACGCACACACACACACACGAUUACCAACUGAAUAAGCGCAGUAUGAAGACAGGGUUCGUUGCUAUGGAGACAACAGGUCUUUAGGAGAGGAGAUGGACACAGGAAGGAAGCAGGAAUUUUAAGCACCCGCUCUCUCCCCUCCUGUCGCCGGACAAAAGCGACGGACGGAAAAACGAGGGGAGGCGACGGUGAUAGAAAGCAGGAGCCUCUUCAGUGACAGGUGCUGUGCCAGCGAUCCGACCGGAGCUUCCUGUCUUUCAUGCAUCCUCUUCCUCUCCUCCCUCGGCCUCCCCCCUCGUCUCCUUUCAUCCCUUUAUGUGGUCCUUCCUUCCCUCCUCACCUCCUCUGCUCGUCUCUGUCUCUCGUCGUCGCCGUCCGCCCCCUUUCCUCUGCUGCUCAUCCCUGCCCCGAAGAGGCUCAAUAAAUGAAGCAAGAUGCCAAAUAAAACCAGGCCCCUUGUAAAUGGACUGGAAAACCCCUUUCGGUCGGCCCCUGGUGCACACUCGAGGAAACCCCUCCUGCUUCAUCGCAAGCAAACAGUUCAGGAUGAAAGGGCUGAAUGAUGAAACUGGGAGACGGCGCGUGGUUUCCGUCACAUUUUCAUGGUCUUUUACUGAAUUUUUCACUUUCCACGAAGCCGCACAUCUUAGAGCACAGUCGCCCUCGGCGACGUCCACUCAUUAGUAAUCAUCUGUUCACCACCACCAGUGAAUGGUCCUUUAAGAUGUUUGUGCCUUGUUCAUAGUUUCUCCACGGCUUUCGUUAAACCCCAGCGUUCUCUCUGUUCCUUUUAUAGGAAGCAGAUUUAUGAAUGGUGACAAAAACCAAACACAACGUCAGAAGAGCAGACGUCUCUCUUCAUCUUCCCUCUCACACCUUCACACAGACACAAACACACAAUAAUGUUCAGUCAUGAGUUGGAACUGGGCCUCGGACCGCGGUGACACUGUCCCCGUGUACUUGACAUCACAGAUACUACAAUAAUAUCACUAUAAAGUCUGAAAGAGGAAACCUCCAGUUUGCAACAUUCAUCCGUUCAGUUUGCGUCUGUACAACAGUCACACAAGACAACGACGUCCAUUCAUUGGACAAUAGCUGAGGACAGCUGUGGCCUGCUAUGAUGUCACACUCCGGUCUCCAUGACAUCAUAGGUUCACCCUGGUCCUCAUGCGCACGCACACGCAUACACGCACACACACACACACACACAAAGACAAGACAUAAAAAUAAUCCUUUUUUGAAGAUUGUCAACACCUUUCUCUGUAGCACUUUGAAGUGAUGCAAUACUGUAUUUAUAGUUUAUGAUUGAUUUGCACAUCAUGGUGACGCCAGGCUGACUAGACUUUGCAUAAAGACAUUUUGUUGAGAGCGAGACAGAGAAACGAGACCCAAUCAGUGAAAAACGCAAUACUUUAUACAUGUGUGUGUGGUCUAUCAGUCUGUCUGCCUCUCUGUUAGUCCACCUGUCUCUCUGUCUGGUCAAUGCUGUUUACCCAUCAUGGCAAUAUCAAUCCUACACUUGGACAUUUAUAUAAGUAGAAAAUAAACUUUCCCUGGAUUUUAUUUGUGGAAUGAAUGAUCUGUGCAUUUAUUUAUUACUGAGGAUCCACUGUUGAAUAAACAAUGUUCUUAAUUAAA